Vicugna pacos (alpaca) is the source of this 3151-nucleotide messenger RNA. RefSeq names its product basic leucine zipper ATF-like transcription factor 2 (gene BATF2). Gene Ontology annotation, cellular component: nucleus. NCBI's taxonomy places the organism in Eukaryota, Metazoa, Chordata, Mammalia, Artiodactyla, Camelidae. The record is from RefSeq and is a predicted model, not a curated record. Gene Ontology annotation, biological process: regulation of transcription by RNA polymerase II. Gene Ontology annotation, molecular function: RNA polymerase II cis-regulatory region sequence-specific DNA binding; DNA-binding transcription factor activity, RNA polymerase II-specific.
GUGGCUUUAGGAGAAACUGAAACUUGGCUUGCUGGGGGCGGAGUGGUCACUGGAGAUUUAAAGAGCUGCCACUUCCUUGGGCCCCUAGAGGGCCUUGGGAGGUCACAGCAGCUGAGGGACACCCUGAACUGAGUGCCAGCCUCUGUUCUCCUGCCCAACCAUGCAGCUCUGCGGGGGCAAUGGGCUGCUGAGCGGGACGGACCCUGAGGAGCUUCAGAGGCAGCUGAAGAAGAAACAGAAGAACCGGGCGGCUGCGCAGAGAAGCCGGCAGAAGCACACGAACAAGGCGGACGCCCUUCACCAGCAGCAUGAGUCACUGGAGAAACACAACCACGCCCUGCGGAAGGAGAUCCAGGCCCUUCAGGCAGAGCUGGCGUGGUGGAGUCAGACCUUGCACAUGCAUGAGCGCCUAUGCCCAAUGGACUGUGCCACCUGCUUGGUUCCAGUGUCCCCUGGCUGCUGGGGCCCGGCUGAGCGGCCCCCAAGCCCUGUGCCCCAUGAACAACAUGGCUGCCAGGGACAGCCAGGCCUGUUCCAGACCCUCGUCUCCUCUCCCUCGGCUCAGCAACUCUCUCCAGAUCCACAGCCUCAUGGUUCCCUUGGCCUCCUCCUGUCCCCUCUGCCCUCGCUGUCCCUUGGUCCCACUGCGGUCACUGCAUCUUCGGCCCACCUGUCCACUAGUCCUAUCCAAUCUGCCUUGCCCACUGACUCUGGCCUAAUGAGGCCUUCCUCGAAGCUCAACACCCUCAUGCCCAGCCCCCCAGCCCAGCCUACCCCUCUACAGUCCCUCAGGCUGGAGCACGCCACCAGGGGGAAGCCGGAGUUCUCACCCCACAGCCCCGCAGCUGCUCUGGGACUGGGCCAUCUGCAGGGCAGGGAACAUAAGGCUGCUUCAUCAGCAGCAGAUGGGCAAGGACUGGGUGUGAAUCCCAGCCCCCACCCUCUCCUGGCCUUCCCCUUGCUCUCCUCUGCUCAAGUCCACUUCUAACUGGCCCCCAGAGCUAGGCUGGCCCCUUCCUUGGACUCAGAAACAGCCUUGGCACAUGGGCAUCUCCUCCAUUGCACUGGAGUCCGCCUUUCUUGGCUGACCAGCUGAACCAGGAUUUCACCAGGGAAAGGAAGCCAUCACUGCAUGCCCACCACUUUGCCAGGUCCUGUCACCACUACUAUCUUAUUUCAACCUUGUGAUUGCCCUGCAAAAUCCAGAUUGUCAGUCUACUUUUUAAGGGGUGGCUCAGAGAAGUUGGGUGACUGUCCAAGGUCACACAGCUUUUCUUGGGAACUGAAACACCACCAACUGCUCCUCCUUCCCCUGGUGGGAUCCUGGCCCAGGCACUCUAGGAGCUGAAGUCCUAGAAACUGAGGACUGGUGUGAGGAGGUUUGAGUGCUAGGAGUGGGGAGGGCCUCUCCCCUCUGCUUUGUGAUUUCCAGGGCCACAGAGCCCUGCAGUCUCUGAAACCUUGUCCUCACUGGGGCUGGUCCAGAGUCCAAACCUGGAUGGGGAGAGGCUAAGCAGGAGCCCAGAAGUGAAUUCUUUCUACCUCUAGCAGUGUUCUUGGUGCCAAAGCACUGAACCUGUGGGUUGGAGUUGGGGACAAGCCUGGAACAGUCCCCUUGAGAUUUCCACUGAAAUCCUAUAACCAUACCCUGACUUUGGGGAGAUUCUGCAGGGUCAGCUCUCCAGGCUAUUCCCAAAUAGCUCCCUGCCUCCUCCCUCCCCCUAGGACCAUGGCAGGUGGAUCUCUGAGAGCAUUCAUGUCAUGCACAAAAGGCAGGUGGAAAGAAUGAGGAAGGACCAGAUGUAAAGUUAUAAACUUUGCAAGUGCUGAACUGGCACCUGGCAGCAGUGAGAACUGUGUCUUCUCCAGUACCACUCCCAUCCCUGUGCAGCCCCCAGACCCCCAUUACCCUCGGGUCCCUCUGAGCAGUGUCCUUGUGCUCUUUGGCCUGAUAGCAGCUAGAAGGCCAGGGGCUUGGGACCAGGUAGGAGCUGAGCUGCAGCAUCUGCUCGGGGGUGGGGGUGGGGUGGGGGGACGGUGGCAGGUUUUCAUUCAGACUCAGGACAAAGACUGUAAAGUGCCUGAGAUGAGAAGCUCCAGCUCUUUGCCCAGAUUACACACAUGUAAGCAGACACUAUGCUGAGUAUUUGACACACUCCAGGAUGCUGAGCACAAGUCCUGGCACCUAUGUUAUGGUAAAUAAAUUAAAGGGUUUUCCAAUUCUUUUUGCUUUGGCUAGUUGUUUAAAGCUCAGAUGUACGUUGUACUGUUGAAACCAAAGGGCUUUUAAAAAAGAGGGAACAGUCUAGAAUCUUUUAGAGGUUGGCAACCCCUCGUGGACCUCCCAUUCCAACCCCAUCCUUGAGGUCAGCUGGAAUGUAGGACAAGUCAAUAUGAUGUGUGAUGCACCAGGACUUGCCAGGGAGAUGAAGUACUAUGGUCUGGCCUGUGUCUAUAUGCCCUAAAAUUUGUCAGGCACUCUGUUGUGUUUAACUUAGGUUAACUCAAUGAUGCUUCCAGUAACUCUGCGAAGUAGGCUUAGUUAUUACUCCACUGUUUAGAAGGGGAAACUGAGGCCCAGGGAAGUUAAGGUUAUAUAGCCAGGAAAUGGUAUAGGCUUGAUGCAACUUCAGGAACACUUAACCACAGGCAAUCCUACCUUCCACCUUCCACAAACUCUCCCUGUAGGCCCUGAAUGGAGGGGCUGAAACAUACUGAUAGAUGGGACCCCAAAAGGUAAAACCCUACUUUAAACUCAAAACAAAUAAGAGAGGGGAAUGACUUAAUUAAUGUUGGUGUACUCAUAUGAUGGACUACUGAAGAGAUGCUGAGAACAAAGAAUGCUUUGAAGAAUAUUUAAUGAGGUGAGAAAAUGCUUACAACCUAUCAAGCAGAAAAAAUAGAAUGUGCAACUGUCACUAUAGUUUGAUGUUAUAUUUGUUUUAAAAUAUAAACAGAAUCAAAGGAGUGGGAGAUGUUGUAGAUUCUUGAGGGAUAUGAGCUAAUAUCUGUGAAUCCCCAAUUGUUAUAAACAGAGCUAUCAUUGUAGCUUUAGCCUUCCACAUGGUUGAAUAUAUCUUAAAAAUCUGUAUCUGGUAUAUCUAUUGCUGCAUAACAGAUUACUCCAAAACUUAGCAGCUUAAUCAGCAAA